UAUGCUUACAAGGAAAAGUGAGAGAGAACGGAGGUACGUAUAUAAGGCUCGGAAGACCUGAACCAAUAACACUCGCCACUAUGAAGCUCCCGGUACUGGUUUGUUUGCUGGCAGUUGCCGCUGACGCCGCCCCUCAGGGUUACAAUUUACCCGUACCCUCUGGUCCAGCAUUUUCUGAUGGCUUGGGUAUUGUGGGCGGCUCUGGGUUCUCAGGUGAUGUGGGAUUCUCCUCUGGCGGCUCAGGAUAUGGCGGAGGUAGCUGUGGUCCCGGACAAAUUCGUAAUGUUGACGGAAGUUGUGUGACUCCCCAGGUCACCCGCAACUUGUAUUUGUUCAACGCUCCUCCAGCACCCCCGAUUGUUGGUCCUCCACCUUAUGUUCCCCCACCAAGAGUCGAACAUAAUAUUUUGUUCAUUCGUACCCCAGAUGUCGGCCCAGGCCCGGAGCCUAUUGUCGUGCCACCACCUCAACAGAAAAAUAUUUUAUACGUCCUCAGCAAGCGUCCUCAGUACGACCAGAAGGUCAUCCACGUACCAGCACCAGAGCAAGGAAGUCCCCAAGUGUACUAUGUCAACUAUUCUCCAGGUGACAACCCGACCCUGCCUACUGGUGGUGACCUUCAGUCUGCCCUGAGCUCCGCUGCCCCAGGUGGCGGUGAAGUGAUUAGUAACACAGGUGGCAGCUUUGUUGGCGGCGGAGGUGGCAGUUAUGGUAGCGGAGGUGACUUUGCGAGCGGCAGCGGCAGUUUUGUUGGCGGUGGAGGUGGCAGUUAUGGUAGCGGAGGUGGCUUUGCGAGCGGCAGCGGCAGCUUUGGUGGUGCUUCCCCCAUAUCCCAGCCAUCCUCAUUAUAUUCACUGCCAUAAUAUCACAGUCCUUUAUUAAAGACUAAAACAUCAUUUAGUGAAGUAGCAAUGUUACUUUUAAUUAAAGUGUUACGUAUGUUGUAUCAUAUUCAUUUAUAAGACUUCGGCACUUCAUGAACAAUCACAUAUAUUAAUCACCCAUUAAAUAAAUUCA
This is a messenger RNA of Cherax quadricarinatus, 1017 nucleotides long. The record is from RefSeq and is a predicted model, not a curated record. NCBI's taxonomy places the organism in Eukaryota, Metazoa, Arthropoda, Malacostraca, Decapoda, Parastacidae.